CAGGCAGCGCAGGCGGGCGGAGCAGAGCUGCCCGGCCCGGUUGCGGGCGAUGCCCCCGUGAGCCUCUCUCGCCGCCCCUCCCCGCCCCGCGCCCCUGCCCCUCGGAGGCCGCAGCGCGCCUGGGACCGGGCCGCGCCUUCCGCCGGGUCCGCGGGGCGGGGUCCCAGAGCACCUGCCCCGCCUUGCGGAGUCGCCUCGGCCAGCGGAGACCCCUCCGUGUCUGGACCCCGGCCCCACCUUCGGACUCUUAUCACAUCACCUCCUCCUGGAAGCUACCCUGAUUGUCUUCACCUCCUUUCUUGAAAUCUGGUGUCUCAGAAGUUAACAGAAGGCUUGUGUAAAUGCCCUAGGUGUGUGCUGUUGGGAGGGGCACAGCCCCCUGUGAUGGGAACACCACAUUCAGAUUCAUCAGUUUGGAGGACCCCUUCCACAGUCUGCCCAGGCUGGAGCCAGUUUUGUUCUGCCUGUUCUCAUUUUUGGCUGUGAAAACAACAGUCACGCUUACUGAAUAUUUACUCUGUGCCUGAUACCGUUCCAGGCACUUUGACCUGCGCUAAUUUAAUCCUUACAACAGUCCUACGAGGGUUGCCUGAGGCCCUGCCGCCCCGUGGAUCAUGUUUAACGGGGAGCCAGUUCCAGCCUCAGCUGCGGCCUCCAGGAACGUGGUGCGGAGCUCCAGCAUCAGCGGCGAAAUCUGCGGACCCCAGCAGGCUGGGGACGGGACCGGGACCACCACGGCCAAGAAGCGGCGCAGCAGCCUCGGGGCCAAGAUGGUGGCCAUCGUGGGCCUGACCCAGUGGAGCAGGGGCACACUCCAGCUCCCCCAGGCUGAGGGGGCCACGAAGAAACUGCGCAGCAACAUCCGGCGGAGCACGGAGACGGGUGUUGCCGUGGAGAUGCGGAGUCGGGUCCCUCGCCAGGGCAGCCGGGAGUCCACGGACGGGAGCACCAACAGCAAUAGCUCCGAUGGCACGUUCAUAUUCCCCACCACCCGGCUUGGAGGUGAAAGCCAGUUCAGCGAUUUCCUGGAUGGUCUGGGACCAGCCCAGAUUGUUGGGCGACAGACGCUGGCAACGCCACCAAUGGGGGAUGUGCACGUUGCCAUCAUGGACCGGAGCAGCCAGCUGGAGGUGGAAGUGAUUGAGGCUCGGGGCCUGACCCCCAAACCAGGCUCCAAAUCGCUCCCAGCCACCUAUAUCAAGGUUUACCUACUUGAGAACGGGGCCUGCUUGGCCAAGAAGAAGACAAAGGUGGCCAAGAAGACCUGUGAUCCCCUGUACCAGCAGGCUCUGCUCUUUGACGAGGGGCCCCAGGGCAAGGUGCUGCAGGUGAGUGAUUGUCUGGGGAGACUAUGGCCGCAUGGACCACAAGUGCUUCAUGGGCAUGGCCCAGAUCAUGCUGGACGAGCUGGACCUGAGUGCCGCGGUCACCGGCUGGUACAAACUCUUCCCCACGUCCUCAGUGGCAGACUCUACGCUCGGCUCCCUCACCAGGCGCCUGUCCCAGUCCUCCCUGGAGAGUGCCACGAGCCCCUCAGGCUCCUAAGGGCCUCAGGAAGAGGCCUGGAUGCAGUGUGGGAAGGGGUGCUGCCACCCCCCGUCUCCUCCCCUGUACAUAGUCUUCACGUCUUUCUGGACCCCUUGCCUUGCUGCAUGCCUGUUGGCUACUGGGCCUGUCCCAGCUGGCAGUGGAGACUCUAGUAUGUGUGCGUGUGUGUUUGUGUGUGUGUCUGUGUGUGACCAUGUUAGAUCUGUUCAUUUGUCUGGGUGUAUUUGGUCUUAGUGACUAUAUGGGCUGAAAUCCACGUCUCUCUGUGUCUCGUUGUGAAGAAACCCAAAGGAGAGUUGCGUGGACGGGACUCCACUUGAGUCCAGGGGUGGAAGUGGGAGACGCAGCCAUUGGUCCAUCCCACCUGGUCCUAGGCUCAGGGCAGAGCCUGCGUGUCCCCGCCUGUGCCUGUUCUUGGUGGUCCCUGCUUAGUUUUCUGUCUUGUUCUUUGUUCCACCUCUGCCUCUCCCAGCGCCUCUGCUCUUUUUUGAGGAAUGUAGCGUCCACUGCAGCUGGCCACAGCGAGGCCCCUCUGGGAACCCUGACACCCCUCCUCUUCGCUGGGCACUCCGGCUGCUCUUCCCACCGAAUGCAUCCACAGCACGUAGCAUCUCACCUAGCGCCCUGGCCAGGGCUCCGGGAGGCAGACGAUGCCGGGGAGCUGAGGGCUUAAAGACCGCUUUCUCCCUCGGGCCGGCGCCACCUCCUUCCUACAAGUGAGAUUGAAGGAGGUGUCAGUUCCCAGGGUUGCAGGCCAGGUACCUUGGAGGAAAGUGCUGGUACCUCCCUUAGAAUUGUUCACCUCCUGUUUCCCUCCAAGCCUCCUCACUUGCGACAUGCCAAAGGAGCUCUCCCAGCGGACCCCAGGUGGUGUGGAGUGGACGGUCUUGACAUGCAAGAGGUUGGCCUCAUAGGGACGUUACCUGCCAAAGUGGGCAGCCCCUGGCGGCACCUGUGUCCAUCCCAGUUCCUGAGGGUGGCCCUGUGCCCCUCUGGGCUCGUCCUGGAGGGGCCUGGCUUGUUGAGGAUGUGCCCAGGGCAGGGCUGCUGGCAGGAAUGAGGAGGGCUGGGGCUGACUUGCUCUGUGAAGCCUGUCCGACCUUUGGGGAUUAGCUGCAUGAAGUUGAUUAUUGGGGGCUCUAUUUUUUUUUUUUUUUCUCUUUUCCAGACCAGGGUCCAUGUCUGGGAGCUCAGAUUCACUGAGGCUUCAGCCUCCUGGCUCCACGGACAGCUUGGCUGUAGACUCUAGACCAUCACGGUCACCAGCUCUGUAUAAGCAAUACUCCCCCCUCUCGGCCUCCCUGCCCCCUGCCCUCUGCCGCUGCCCUCUGGAGGGUAGCCUGGCCUGCUCUAGACACCGCGCCUGCCUCUGCUUUCUUUCCACCCUUGUCUGGUUGGAGCUUCCCAAAGCCACUCAAACCCUGACCUGAUUGGACAGCUGGGCCCUGGGGGUGGGCACCAGGGCCUGGACUGGACCUUGUGAGAUGUCUGCUGGGAAUCCUGAAGUCUGGCUCGGGAGUGCCCAAAUCUGUCCCUCUCCUUCCUCAGGUCUAGCGUGAAAGGCAAGAGGUUGCCCAGGAGGUGGACACAGCAGCCCUUGGGUUCAUGUCUGGUGGGGUGGAAAGAGGCAGCAGGAGGGGUCAAGGCCUGGGACAGGCUCGCGCUCUGCCUCUUCCCCAGAUAUCACCCCUGAGAGCUACACUGACUCUAACCUGCAUACGUGGGGAUCCGUGGAGAGGUGCUUGGACUCCAUCCAUAAGCGAAGCCAGACGGGCCUGGGGGUCGAUUCCGAGGCAGGAAGGUGGAGACAGAGGCUGAGACAGAGCCAUCCCCACCGAGGGGUCCUUUCUGGCAGGAACCACAUUAGGCUGAAGCCAGGGCCUGGCCACCUCCCUCCCGUGAAAACCAGGGGGAGAAGCCAGGUCCCCACUGGUCCUGCCCACAGACAAAAAGUGGGUGAGGGCAGUAAGGACAAGAUAAGCUCCUGGGCUCCUGACUCCUGCUGGAGACUCCAUUCCUGUAUUAUCAUGGCGGGAACGCUUGUGUGUGUGGAGAGACAGCUAGGCUGAGUUUUCUCUUUCUGCAGAGAUUCUCUCCUAGGGUCAGACUGGGUAACGCAUGCAUUUCUCAUGUUUCUAA
Lagenorhynchus albirostris (white-beaked dolphin) is the source of this 3687-nucleotide messenger RNA. It is a transcript of the gene RIMS3, whose product is annotated as regulating synaptic membrane exocytosis 3. The record is from RefSeq and is a predicted model, not a curated record. Gene Ontology annotation, biological process: regulation of synaptic plasticity; calcium ion-regulated exocytosis of neurotransmitter; positive regulation of synaptic transmission. Gene Ontology annotation, molecular function: small GTPase binding; transmembrane transporter binding. Bases 615 to 1700 code for a protein of 361 amino acids. Lineage: Eukaryota; Metazoa; Chordata; Mammalia; Artiodactyla; Delphinidae. The transcript has 9 exons. Gene Ontology annotation, cellular component: presynaptic membrane; cytoskeleton of presynaptic active zone.